Messenger RNA from Emiliania huxleyi CCMP1516, 2263 nucleotides. RefSeq lists its product as hypothetical. Gene Ontology annotation, molecular function: protein kinase activity; ATP binding. The transcript has 4 exons. The record is from RefSeq and is a predicted model, not a curated record. NCBI's taxonomy places the organism in Eukaryota, Haptophyta, Isochrysidales, Noelaerhabdaceae. The annotation marks the transcript as partial. Gene Ontology annotation, biological process: protein phosphorylation.
CAUGUCUGCGGCGAUGGCAGACAUGCGUGAGCAGCUGGCGGCGGACGAGCGGACGUCAGCCCUCAUCUCGGCGAUGCGUGGCACGAACAUCAACGACGACGACAAUGCCGCGAGCGGCACUACGCUGCAGGUCGUCGAGAUGCGCGCCGGCGACGACAGCCUCCCGACCGAGUACGACCCGGCGGCGCUCAGCGCUUACUUCCGCAAGCGGCCCGGCGCGGUGCUGACCCGCAUCGGGCAGCUCGCACUGUAUGGAGGCGCGUGGGUCGCGAAGACCCUGUUGAGCGCGCUUCGCGGCGAGCUGACCUCCGGCUCUGAGGGCGAGGUCGCCGCCGUCGCCGGGCUGCGAGACGUCCUCGUCUCGCUGGGCCCCUUCUACAUUAAGCUGGGGCAGGCGCUGAGCAUACGGCCCGACAUCCUGUCGCCGCAGGCGAUGGUCCAGCUGCAGCAGCUCUGCGACAAGGUGCCGCCCUUCGAGUCGGCUGUCGCGAUGCAGUGCGUCCGCGACGAGCUCGGCGUGGAGGACGUCUCCGAGCUCUUCUCCACCAUCACGCCGGAGCCGGUCGCCGCAGCGUCGCUCGGCCAGGUGUACAAGGCGACGCUGCGCGAGGGCGGGGACGAGGUGGCGGUCAAGGUGCAGCGGCCCUUCGUGCUAGAGACGGUGUCGCUCGACCUGCACCUCGCCCGCGCCGCCGGCCAGUUCCUGCGCAAGAUGUCGCCCGAGGCGUCCCAGCGCGUCGACGUCGUUUCGCUGCUCGACGAGUUCGCUGCCAACUUUUACCGUGAGCUGGACUACGUUCUCGAGUGCGAGAACGGGAUCCGGAUCGCCCGCGACAUGCGCCGCCUCCCGCGCGUCAAGAUCCCGGCCAACUACCCGCAGCUCACUUCCCGACGCGUGCACACCGCCGAGUGGGUGGACGGCGAGAAGCUCUCGCAGUCGACGGCGGACGACGUCGGCGAGCUGGUCAACUUGGGCGUGAUCACGUACCUCACUCAGCUGCUCGACACGGGCUUCUUCCACGCCGACCCGCACCCGGGCAACAUGCUGCGCACGCCCGAGGGGCGGCUGGUCAUCCUCGACUUUGGGCUGAUGACGGAGGUGACCGACGACCAAAAGUACGGCAUGAUUGAGGCGAUCGCGCACCUGAUCAACCGCGACUACUCCCUCAUUGGGGAGGACUUCAAGAAUAUGGACUUCAUCCCGCGCGACGUCGACACGGCGCCCAUCGUGCCCGCCCUCUCCAAGGUCUUCGAUGUCGCCCUCGCCGGCGGUGGCGCAAAGAGUAUCAACUUCCAGGAGCUCGCCGCGGACCUCGCGGAGAUCACGUACGAGUUCCCGUUCCGCAUCCCGCCCUACUCCGCCCUCAUCAUCCGCGCCAUCUCGGUGCUCGAGGGCAUCGCGCUUGUCGGCAACCCGCAGUUCGCAAUCAUCGACGAGGCCUACCCGUACCUCUCGAGGAAGCUGCUCACCGACGACAGCCCGCGCAUGCGCGAGGCGCUGAGGUACAUGGUCUACGGCGAGGGCAAGACCUUCGACGUCGACCGUGUCAUCGACCUGCUCCAGGCCCUCGAGAAGUUCAGCGAGGCGCAGGCGCAGGCGUCGACGGCGCGCGAGGCGGUCGGUUUCUUCUUUUCGGACGACGGUCAGGUCUUCCGCGACUUUCUGGUCGAUGAGGUCGUCGCCGCCGCCGACGCGCUGUCCCGCGAGGCGCUGCAGAACCUGAUCCUGACUGCGCCGGGCCGGGCGCUCGACCGGCUGCCUCAGCCACGCUUCGUGCGCGCCUUCAACCGCGAGGUUCGCGACGCGCUCGCGCCCAAGCCGACCGAGAGCGACGAGAAGGUGCUCUCCUCCAUCCGGAGGCUGCUCGACUUCUUCCUCGGCGACCUCGACGCCGCCGGCACCGACCCGCCGCCAAACUCAAACUCGCCCGCCGUCCUCCGCUCGCUCGUCCCCGACCAGGCGGCACGCGCGCGCGCGGUCGCGCUGCUGCCCAUCCUGCGGGAGAACCAGCAGGACAUGCGCGCUUUCGGGCUGACGAUCGUCGGCCGGCUCGCCGAGCUGCAGACGGGCCGCGCUCUCGGGCUCGUCCGCAGCCGCAUCGGCGCUCAGGCGAAGCCCGUGGCGUUGAGAGAGGCGGCCGAGUGAGCUCUCAAGCUGCUAACCCUCCUCCAUGGCGGCGUGUGCGGGUGGUCGGUCCGAUUCUUUAUCGCCUCGCCGGCUGUGCCCAUUGUGUGUCUUUUACUCGAUCGGUUUGAGAGGCGC